This is a messenger RNA of Micropterus salmoides (largemouth bass), 2490 nucleotides long. It is a transcript of the gene rflnb, whose product is annotated as refilin B. Lineage: Eukaryota; Metazoa; Chordata; Actinopteri; Centrarchiformes; Centrarchidae. The coding region runs from base 400 to 1011 and encodes 203 amino acids. Gene Ontology annotation, molecular function: filamin binding. The record is from RefSeq and is a predicted model, not a curated record. The transcript is spliced from 3 exons. Gene Ontology annotation, cellular component: actin filament bundle. Gene Ontology annotation, biological process: skeletal system morphogenesis; actin filament bundle organization; negative regulation of chondrocyte development.
AGGGGAAAGAAGUUUGAAGUCGGGCCGCGGGUAGCUACGUCCUCACAUCCUUUUCCCUGCUCAGACAAAAAGUGGUCAAACUUCCUUAUGUCUUUAUACACAUUCAUCUUGGAGUUGGGUCAUGCUUUGAUAUUUUUGAAUGUCAAAGUAAAGGACGGGUUUUAUUUUUAAGUGUUUUGGUUUUUUUUGGUUGGUGGGAUCUGAAUUAACGUUACUGCCCGGUUGAUGAUAUUUCCACCGGGCAGACGUUGCAUCCUGUCCGGAACAAGUUUAGCUGUAACACCGUGGGACUUUGCAACAACAACAACAACAAAAACUCUUACGGAAGUGCAAUUUGGAAAUAUUUCUCUUUCGUAACCUGCGUUGUACUCUCUGGAGUUUUGCAACUUUUAACCAGAAAUGGUUGGCAGGUUGAACUUGCCAAAUGCAUGUGAAGGAGAUCCACUGGAGAUGAGCUGCAGGGCUGAUAGAGGACUUGACAGCCCGGACUCUGGGUUACCCCCGAGCCCGAGCCCCAGCGCCUGGCUGCUGCCUGUGUGUGCGGAGAAAGCUGGGGGCGUGAGCCCGGUGUCUGAAGACGAGGGAAGAGGCUCCCUGGUUCCUGUUUUACGCACCAGAUCUAUCCAGCAGCUACACCCAUUGUCCUUUGGGGAAGGCAUAGCACUUGAUCCAUUACCACCAAAGGAAAUAAGAUACACCUCAUCCGUGCACUACGACUCAGACCGCCACUUCAUCCAGGGCGUGGCCCUGCAGCCAUGGGGCCAGGGCCUUGAACACUGCAGGCAGACCAUCAUGGCCAUGCCCCACAGCACCUGGCGCCACUACAAGACACAGCUGGAGUUCCAGCCUCGCCAUCGGCCGCAGCUCUUCAAGACCACCACCAUCGUCUACCCUAAGAAAACCAGUGCCGUCUACACCACAGAGCUGAGCUACGACUGCCACCGACUAUCCAGACGUUUCCUCUCCAGUGUGGAGUUGGAGGCGGCUGGCCACAGAAAGCUACCUCAGUGAGGGGGCGGGGGGGCAGGUGGCUAGGGAUAUGCAAGGGUGGUGAUUCCCAUGGCCCUUAUACUGUAGCUCCCCCCAAGGCUGGGGGCCAUUGACCUGCUGUGUUGUCUUUUUACAGUUCUAUAGCCUGUUAUCCUUUUAAGUGCCCUUCCCAAGCUGUGGACAGGAAGCAUCUGUGCUGCGAUGUAUAAGAUAUCAGGGAGACUAGACAUGGACAAAGCGGAUGAAAUAUCCAUUCAGUCUAUGUCUUGAUAUGUUUAAAGAUGUUAAAUCAGUUGGAAUGGAUAUGCCAUUAAAUGCUUCACUUUCCAGCUGGUUGGUUUCCAGAGACAUGCUCAUAUUUGAUUUGUUUUUAUUGACUGUAGGAUUGACUCAUAUGGACUGAGACGAGUAGAAUAGUUAUUUGCUCCCAGCAAAGUCACUCUUCUCAUGUCACAUCAAGUUAGUCAAGUAUUCAGCGCGAUUGGUUUAAACUUUGAAUGUCGAGGUCUGCCUCAUUGUUUAUAAUGAUAAAGAUGAGUGCUUUUAGAACUGCUAAUAUAUAAUAUGGUUCAAAGUGACUAGUGUGCAAGGGAGAGGAAAGGCAAUUAAAUGUGGUGCUGGAGUUUGGAUGCAUGCUAAGAAAUCACUUACUUGUCCACACUGUACAAAGGAUGUGGUGAAAAUACUUAACACGUGUUUUGUUUCUUCACAGGGUGUUCUGUGUUUCUGCACAACAUUAGCACAAGCUCUUCCCUAAGCCUUCUCUCUGGCCAGUGUUAUGGCUGCGAUUUAUUUUCUGUUCAUUGUGAUCUGUAAGCUUCAACAAUCUGAUAAAGUAGUUAGUAUAGAUGGAUCAUGAGUGUGGAGUUUACUGAGAAGUGGAGAGAUUUGAUAUCACUCACUGGCUAACUAGUGAAAAUAAGAAGCUGUAUUCCACUGCUAUCACUUUCUUUUGGCUUGACUUGGAUUGAAAUUGUAUUUAUUCUGUUGAAGUUUUUUAAACGUAGUGGUUGAACGAUAUGGAUUUUCAAUGGCCAAUGCCGACAUUUCGAGAGCACCACUGCCAAUGGCUAAGUAAUGUUGACAUCAUAAUGUUUUGGGGUGGUUAUUAUUUUAUUUUUUUUGCAUCUGAUAAAAUACAAAAAUGAAAUGACAACAAUUUAGACAUAAAAUGUAUGUACUUUUACUAUACUGAAAUUUAUUUAACACUUUAAAAAUACAUGGUAAGUAUUUGGGUUAAAAAUAAAACAAAGAAAAGUCACCUAUAAUUCCAUGAACGUCUAAUAUACAUAGUUAUUUUAGCCAGUGACAUACUGUCUUAUAUGGAAUUUUUAUUAAAUUAUGACCUAGGGAAGUACAUGGGGCUACUGUAGAUUUCAGAACAUGACUGGAAUUUAAGGGAGAGCGGGGUACUGUAUGUCAGAAGCAACAUCAUUCAACUACAUUAUUCUAUCCAUUGUAAUGUAAUAAAAAAAUAAAAUAAAAAAUAUAUAUAUAUAU